Pantherophis guttatus is the source of this 5071-nucleotide messenger RNA. Lineage: Eukaryota; Metazoa; Chordata; Lepidosauria; Squamata; Colubridae. The record is from RefSeq and is a predicted model, not a curated record.
UGGCGGUUGAGGUGACAGCUUCUCGCCCCGCGAGGGUUCGAAAGGCGGGCAUGCGCACGCGUCUCCUCACCCACCCAGCCCCCCGUCGACGCGCUAACGGAUCGUCGCCGCCUCCUCCUCCUCCUCCUGCUCCUGCCUGGAGCGCGCGCGGAUCCUCAGCUCCCAAAGAAGAAGAAGGAGCCAUUUUAUUUUCCUCAGAAAGCGCGGCAUUUCCACUCCCGAAGAUGGCGGCGGGCUGUCUUUUCGAUGCGCGCGCGCCGCCGCCGCUGCUCCCUCGCCGGCCGGCUCCUUACUUUUUUUUUCUCUUUUCCCGCGAUUUUUCAGGAAUUUUAACGUAUUCUUAAACCGUCGGUUGUCUUCUUUUGCAAAUGGUCUCUCUUAUACCGAAGUGCUCCUGGCUUUUGAUAUACAAGUUGUGUUGACCGUCUUGUCAUCGCCUCAGCUUUUUUUCCCCUCGGGGGGAUAAAAUUAACCGCUAUUUAAAAAAAAAAAUCCGCGGUUCUCUCUCGCGUCCGGUCAUAAAUUCGGAGUUGAGGAGGGGGAAAAGGUGGUUGCGAUGGUUCUGAAAAGAAUAACAGGAGUUUUGAGCUUUUCGGCAAUCUUUGCGUUAUAAUGAACUAAUUUGCGGAUUCCGUGAUACAGUAGCACGAUAUUGUAUGUAUUUUUGUGUCUGUGUGUAGAAAAUUUUACACACAUCAAUAUUUUUUUUAAAAAAAAUGUCAGUUCUUACUCGCCUGCGUUUCUUGGAUCACAAAAUCGCAAGAAUUGUUACUAGAUGAAUGUUGGCUCAACUAGAGAGUUCAGUAUAUCAUUAUGGGAAUUUAUGAUAUUUUUAAUAGCAGUGUUGACAACUACAUUGUUAACGCAUUGUAAAUGGGCAUUGUUAGGUAAUGAGAAGUCAAAGUGGAAAUUCCAUCCAUUGUCUGCUAUCUGAUGCAUUCAGGAUUCUAAUCAAAACAAAUUUUUACUAUAUAACUUACACAGGGGGGUUAGUAUUGGUUGCUAUUGAUAUUACUAAUUAAGAUGGAGAGCAAAAGAAAAGAAAUAAUUGGCUGUGCUUUGUUUAUUUUCAUGACUGCAUGUGACAGCCUAUACAUGACCUCUUCUGAUCCCCAUUACAUUGUGUUUUGUUUCUUUAUAGGUGAUAAAAAGUCAAUUUUUAAAUGCAGCUUAGCCAACAAGGAACGCAUUUCAGUGAAGGCAGUUGGGCUUGGAUCUGUGGUUCUUAUUUUUUCCAAUUUUCUUAAUUUUUUGUUAAGAAUUUUCUUAAUUCUUAAAACUGGGGAGGGGGGGAACCCUUCAGAACACAAAUCAGAACAUCUGAUGUCAUUCUCUUAAUAAAGCCCUUCAGGAAUUUUACUUUUUCGUAUUAUGGAAGAAAUGUUGUUCUUUGUUCAUGUGGUUGCUUCCAUUCCAUUUUUACAUCACACAAUUUUGAUAACUUAGAAGAAUAAGAACUCCAUCCCUUCCGAUCCAGAACUAGCAUUUGGAGGGACCCUCCCUUCCUUUCCGUGCCUGGCCGGCUUCUUUGGACAGAAGGAGAGGGGGGGUGGCCCCGAGGGCGGAAUCCGGCAGCAUGUCCGAAGAGGCGCUCCUGAGCAUGGACGAAGGCACGCUCCGGAAACUGCUGGAAGCCACUCUGGACUUCUCUGAGCGCAGGCAGAUCCGUUCGGCCAUCCGGGAGCUACGCCGGCAGGAGCUGGAGCGCGAUGAGGAGACGCUGGCGUCCAAGCGCUCCCGGACGGAGCGGCAGGAGAACAAGGAGAACCGGCUGAGGUCCUGGCAACAAGAGGAGGAACAGCGGCAGCAAAAGUCUCUGGACGCCCUUUCGAGAAAGCUGGAGACCAUCCAGGAUGUGGAGGAGCUGACCAGCUUGCUGCGAGGAACCAGCGAGUACGAAGAACGUAAACUCAUCCGGGCUGCUAUCCGCCAGCUGCGCGCAGAAGAAAUUGAAGCUGCAAAGUUGGCGGGGAAAGCUUUCCAUUACCAAAGGGCCACCGACACGGCUCGGGCAUCCAAGGAGCAAGGCGAACAUGCUGCAGGGGACAGAAACGCCCAGGUGCAGAACCGAGCGGGGCAGGAGGUGAUCGAAAGCCAGAUCCGGGAGCAGCUGGAUCCCAAGGCGGACGAUGGUCCAGAGUCUUCUUUGGGGACCGUUCUGCUCCUGGAAGCCGUCCCCAGCCACCGGCCUUCCGAGUCGGCUCCUUUCCCAGACAGCGAGGCGAGCGGUGAAGACCCCAGGCUCAAUUCCCAUGAGCAGGAUUCCGGCUCCCAACCACAGCCUUCUUCCCAGGAGGAGGAGGAGGAAGAGAAGGAGGAAGAAGAAGAUGGAUUCCUGGCACCCUGCAAAGUCCAGGAGGGGCUGAACUCCUCCGAAGGGGAAGCUUCCAGGAAAGAGGAACAGCUGGAGAUGGGCAGCGUUGUAGGGGAGGCCCCCCCAAAAGAAGAGCCCCUCCUGAGCCAGGAGAGAGAGAUUGUGCCUCAGGCCCCAGAAGAGGGAAGAGAAGGUGCUGCUGGCCAGGAGGGAGACAGGCCAGCAACUGGAGCCUCCCAAAUGGUAGAAACGGACAGCUACAACGUUCCUCCAAAGCCACCUGAUGCAGAGCCGUGCCGGGAGCAGCAGCCCUUCCAAAGAGCCGGCUCCAUCCGCGAGCGCGCUCGCAAAUUCACCUCGGACCCCCCAAACCCUCCAGCUGCGCCCCCCAAGGGAGAAAAGGCCGGCAGAGGGCCACCCGCCCUGCCACAACACCAUCUUCUGCCUUCCCAUCACGCGGCCAACUCACCCUUGCGGGACCGUGGCGGCACUGCCGUUCGGACGCUCCAGGCUGGCAGCAAGGUGCAGGAGGCAGCCCGGACCGGCCCUUCUCACUCCAAGGCGGGAGCGGGCAGCAGGCCCCCUUCGCAGGCUCCGUCCAUCCCUAAAGAGGCAGGCGGUCCCCAAGGGCGGAUCCAGGGCAGCCAAUGGCAGGAGAGGAAGCUGGGCCCCGCCCGGUCCGGCGUUGAAAAUGCCAAGGGGGGACCCACGGACUCAGAGGUGCUCCGUAACCAGCAAAGCGGCUCGGCCCACAACCCGGCAGCCUCCCUGCUCCGCCGUCCGGCUGCCCACCCUGACGACGAGAUGAAGACCCUCCUGACCAUUGAAAUCAAGGACAGCCGCCAUCAGCCUCUGCGGGGCCACCUGGCGGGACCCCCCGGGAACCAGCGAGCAGAGCUCACCUUGGGACUGAGGAACUCCCCGCUGCGAAUCACCACCUCCAGCCAUGGCAGCUCCAGCGGCAGCUUUCAGAAGAUGGAUGCCGAGAUACCGACGCAGCCCAAGGCGGCCCUGCUGACCAGGACGGAGAAGGAGAAGGUGCAGGAGGAGCGAAAACCGAACCGACUGAGCGCUGAGGAGCUGAGCAAAAUUGAGGAAGAAGAUGUCUUGGAUAAGAUGCUGGACCAGACCAGAGACUUUGAGGAACGACGGCUGAUCCGGGCAGCCAUGCGGGAUCUGCGCCAGCGGAAGCGAGACCAGCGAGAGAAGGAGCGGAACCAGCGGCUGCAAGAGGCCAAGGCGAAGGGGGGCUCUCACACCACAGAGACCACCUCCCAGCAAAGCAGGACCUCCGCGGACGGCUCGGCAGUCAGCACAGUCACCAAGACUCAGCGCCUCAUGCAGUCCAAUGAUGGCAACAAAGCGUCCCACACAAUCACAAUGGAAGCAAGCUACACAAAGAGAUCAGAAAAAGAUGGCAACACUUUUGUCCAGACCAAAUCCUACAGCUCGUCGUCUUCCAAGAAAGUGGGCAGCAUCUUCGAACGAGAGGAUCCGAGCCCCAGGUCCGGGAGCAGUCUAACUGACUUGGAGCGGCGCCAAGCCGAGAGGAAGAAGGAGAUCAUGAAGGCCCAGGCCAUGCCCAAGAUGUCUGCCUCGCAGGCACGCAAGGCCAUGAUCGAGAAGCUGGAGAAGGAGGGCGGGAGCCCCGCCAACCCUGCGAUGGCCCGGGUGGGAGUCCAGCGCUCUUCCAGCUUCGGGGUCCCCAAUGCCAACACCAUCAAGCAGAUGCUUCUGGACUGGUGCCGCGCCAAGACGCGGGGUUACGAGCACGUGGACAUCCAGAACUUCUCCUCCAGCUGGAGCGACGGCAUGGCCUUCUGCGCUCUCGUCCACAACUUCUUCCCUGAGGCUUUUGAUUACACGCAACUCUCACCCCAGGACCGGAGGCACAACUUUGAGAUGGCCUUCUCCGCAGCUGAGAUGCUGGUGGAUUGCGUCCCGCUGGUGGACGUGGAAGACAUGAUGAUCAUGGGGAAACGUCCGGAUGCGAAAUGCGUCUUCACCUACGUCCAGUCCCUCUACAACCACCUGCGGCGUCACGAGCUUCAGCGGCGUCAGGCGCACCUGUAGCCUUCUCCUCUUCCGAGAGACCCCACCCUUCAAACGGCUGGACGGGCAGUCGAGGAGGGGUGGGCAGCUUCCCCCACUCUUCCCCACUCCUCACCUCCUCCUCUUCUGGGUGGGGGGAGGCUUGAGUAGCACCUGUGCCCCCUCACCGCAGGCCAGCCGUUGGCAAUUUGGACCACACCAAGGAUCGGGUGGGGCCGCCCACCCCAGAAAAAUGGGACCAGGAUGGUUUGGCGGCCAACUUUGCACUGCACCUGCUUUUUAUACCAAGGUUGUUUUGAUUGUGGCUUGUAAGUUAUUCUGUUUUUUUUAAAAAAAAAGAAGAAGAAGCCCAUAGCCCCCACCCACCCACGCUCAGUCCUGACGGUACAAGCGACCCUGGGCCUUGCAAGAGAUCUACUGGAGAUCAGCUUAACAGUUCACGUGUUGUGUGACCCCCCCACGUUGUGGAAACACAGGCUAGUUCAUUUGAUUGCAGCAGCUUUUCCCCUCCUCCCCUCGUUCCUAGGGACCCACCCCACCCCGCUGAAGGAAAGCCAAUCUGGGGGCCGCGUGUAGAAACCCCUCUUAGGGGGGGAACUUUCACAUCCGCCUCGGGUUCGCCACCAGCAUAGCCCAGCCUGAUCACGGAGAGCCGUGUGUUUUCACUUUUUUUUUUUUUCCCGCCGGUUUGUCACGGGGAGAAAG